CCGAGAGCAGAACCGAACCUGGACCUGCUGCGGCCCGAAGCUGCCGGAAUUCACCGGGAGCUGCCGGAAACUACCGAACCGAACUUCUCCAUGAAAGGCAGCAGGUGAUGGACGCUCGACUCCAGAUGGAGGAGCUUCUGGCUCUGGUUCUGCAGCGGAUCCACAUGGAGGAGAGCAGCAUGGCUGUGGAGCGAGAAUGCCUGAGCGUGGUGCAGAACCUGGAGGCGGUGAGGCGGAGCUGGCAGCGGGCGGAGGCAGAGCUGAAGCGCUUCAAGGAGCUGCUGGUGAAGUCGGACGUGGCCAAAGCGGCUCUGGAGAUCCAACUGAAACACGCCCGGAACCAGGUGGACGUGGAGAUGAGGAAGCGGCACAAGGUGGAGGCCGACUACCAGCACCUGGAGAGGCAGAUGCAGCUCAUGUGUGACAUCCUGGUCCAAGAUGGAAAGUUCAACGUUUCUCUGAACGACGAGCAGAAAAACCUCUUAGCAAAACUCAACCAGCAAGGAGCCAACGCCACGCUGCGCCGCAGCACCAAGAGCAGGUUGUCUGUCAUCGACGAGUCGUCCUUCUUAUCCCACUCUGACAUCAGCUACGACCGCACCGAAGACUAUGUGGACCUGGACACCACGCUGAUCAAACCUCUGAGGUCUCGAGCCCGAGAGCGGAGGCGCUCCUCUAUGGGUCAGCCGGUCGGAGGUCCAGUGGCGAAGUGGAGCAGAAUUGGGAAUGUGUCUGCAGAGAUCCAGGAGAGGAGAACAGUUGAGAAGGAAGUGGAAACCAUCGUGAAGGCAUCCGUGGCGACUCCAGAUGCAGGCAGACAGAACCACGUGGUUCUGGGAAUCGCACAGGUUUGUCCCAAUGACCCGGCUCGCUCCGCCUCCCAGGAGGGGGCCGUCUCCGUUCGGGGCACAGGAGGAAGAGAUCAAACGUCUUUGUGGAGCUCCAGCAAUGAGAAAUCAGUGGAGCUUAACGCUCCUGUGGAGGACAGAAACGUUCCGGUUCUUCAAAAGUCCUUGAGACACGAGUUUCUGUCUAAAACGGUGAUCCGACCAGAGACCUGCAUGCCAUGUGGGAAGAGGAUUCGCUUUGGGAAAAUGGCUGUAAAAUGCAGGAACUGUCGGCUUGUUGCUCAUCCAGAGUGCAAACAGAAUUUCCCCAACAGCUGCUCGUCCUCCAGCGGAGUGACAGGAGGUGGACCUCUUAAGAACUCUCUGGAAGCUUUUGCUCCUUUGACCCAUCCCAGAGUUCCUCAGGUCAUCUUGGACUGCGUGGCUGAGAUUGAGAGGAGGGGUCUUCAUGAGAGAGGCCUGUAUCGGGUUCCUGGGGGAGAGCGUCCAGUGAGAAAUCUCAGAGAUCGGAUCCUUCAGGGGAAGCCUUCUCUGAUGCUCAGUAAAGUUCAGGACAUCCAUGUAGUCUGUGGGGUCCUGAAGGACUUCCUGAGGAGGCUGAGGGAACCCCUAGUCACUUUCAGGCUACACAGGAUCUUCAUGGAGGCUUCAGAGCUGGAUGAGGACAAUGGUUCUGCUGUCCUGUACCGGGCCGUAUCCGAGCUGCCGAAGGCCAAUAGAGACACUCUGGCUUUCCUCAUGAUUCACCUCCAUAAGGUGAUGAGGAGUCCGCAGUGCCAGAUGGACCAGAACAACUUGGCCAGAGUGUUUGGACCGACCAUAGUGGGUCACAGCAUCGCUGAGCCGUCUCCAACAACCAUCCUGAAAGACACUACCAUUCAGCCAAAGGUUGUCUACUGCCUGUUGUCCAUUCCUGAAAACUACUGGAGACAAGUCCUCACCGUGGGAACGGACCAGAACUCGUCUCCAUCCUCCUCUAGUCGAUUGUUCCAGCCGUUGACGUCUCCAGAGCUAAAGAGCAUCUACAGAAUGACCAGCCCAGGUUCUGUGCGAGAAACAAUCGGAAACCCGGGGAACAACUUCAGCACCACAGAUGGAGUGGAGUCUGGAAGGAAGUUCUUCACUUCACCCUAUUGACCAACAAUAAGUACUGACCCAAGCCUCCUUGCAAAAGAUACCAUCAUUUCACCAUAAAAAAUACAUUUAUUAUGAAAUAUGCCACCAGAAAUGGAAAAUAAGUGAAGCUUUUCAGCUCUUGACUUGACCGUCUCUACAAAACAGAACUUCUUUCAGCUGGGCUUAGCUGGACCAAGUGGCCAUUUACUAAGACAAACUGGAUGGCUUUUCCAGGAUGUUCUGACCAGUUGUCUUCUAAACUUUUCAAACUUAUUUCUAAACUAAGAAUAAAUCUGGAAGUAUUUGACUUGAACUUUUAAUCUAGAUGAUGUUUACAGAAAACUAGAUUUUCCUGAAUGUGAAAUGAAAAAUGUUAAAUAAAGCUUUGGUCUUGCAGAACA
Messenger RNA from Xiphophorus hellerii (green swordtail), 2365 nucleotides. Its product is annotated as rac GTPase-activating protein 1. Gene Ontology annotation, biological process: mitotic cytokinesis; Rho protein signal transduction; mitotic spindle midzone assembly. The coding region runs from base 108 to 1985 and encodes 625 amino acids. Lineage: Eukaryota; Metazoa; Chordata; Actinopteri; Cyprinodontiformes; Poeciliidae. Gene Ontology annotation, cellular component: nucleus; cleavage furrow; midbody. Gene Ontology annotation, molecular function: GTPase activator activity. The record is from RefSeq and is a predicted model, not a curated record. The transcript has 17 exons.